Molecule: messenger RNA, 222 nt
Organism: Diaporthe batatas
Lineage: Eukaryota; Fungi; Ascomycota; Sordariomycetes; Diaporthales; Diaporthaceae
Exons: 2
Coding region: 1-222 (73 amino acids)
Source: RefSeq, a predicted model, not a curated record
AUGCCCGUCGCCUUCAUUGCAGCCUAUGAAAAGGGGUCAAAUGUUGACAAAGAUUAUUAUGUCAACAAGCACAUACCGCUAGUGACUUCAACUUCUCUUGAGAAGUCGCUCAAGGAGCUGGGAGAAGAGAAGAACGCCAGCUUCUUCGAGGAUGCAAAGAAGUUCUCAACCAAGGAGCCCAAAGUGUAUCACAUGGAGAUCCAGGCAACUUCAGGCUCCUAG